AAUCGCCGAUACGGCGAUAUUGCCCUCAAUCAGUGACGCCAUUCGGUCAACAUGGCGGACUCCUGUAAUGUUGUUUUACUUCCCUCGGUAAAAAUUGAACCUGUUUUAGAUGAAGAAAAUGACUUGUCCUUUGAAACGACACUUGAAUCCCCAUCGUGUGAUUCUCAAACGCGUUUUGGUGAUACCUCAGAAGAAGAAAUACAGCGCCUACUGGAGGAUAAGAAUACCGCUAACACCAAGAAAGCAACGAAAACAGCCGUCAACAUCUUCAGAGAGUAUCUUCGCGAAAAAGGAUUGGAUACGUGUUUUGAGGACUUUGACAAAAAUGUUCUUAAUAAUGUGCUGAAGAAAUUCUAUGUUGAAGCACGAAAAAGAGAUGGGGACUUCUAUAAAAAGUCUGCUUUGAGUUCAAUUCGUUUUGCCCUGAGUCGGCACUUGCAGUCUACUCGAAAUAUCGACAUCAUUAACGAUCCAGAGUUUCGUGUUUCGGCUGAAGUGUUUCGUGCACAAGCAGUGGAGCUCGUACGUCGUGGAAAAGGUUCCAUAGACCAUUUCGCCGAUAUAACGCCUGAUGAUUUAAAGAAACUCUAUUUCAGCGAUAUUUUGAACGUCAAUAGUCCAGAGGGGCUUUUAAGGAAGGUGUUCUUUGACUUGAUGUAUUUGGCAGGCUCAAAAAGGAGCCGAGGAACGUUGAGAGAACAAACUAAGGAUACUUAUGGCAUUGCCGAAGACUCGGAGAAAAACUUAAAGUUCAUAUAUUUAAAGAAGAAAUCUCUUGGUUUAAAUAGUUAUCCGUGGAAGAUCUACGAAAAGAAAGGAAAUGUAAGAUGUCCAGUAGCAAAUUUUGCUAAAUACCUUUCGAAGCUGAACCCUUUAAGCUCUUUCCUGUGGCAAAGGCCAAAGAAGAAUGUACUUAUGGAAGAUGAUGUUUGGUAUGAAAACUCUCCAUUAGGGCACAACACUCUGGGGAAAAUGAUGGACACCAUGUCUCGAGAAGCAAGACUUUCAAAGAUGUAUUCCAAUUACUGUCUGAAGGGAACUCACGCCUCAUUGCUAAAUGAUCCCACUCUUCAAAACUCCAUGCUUUUGAUCAAAACCAAGUUAAUCUCUGAAAACGGACAUGCUCUUCCUAAAAUAGUUCCAAAACCAGCAUAUAGUCUGUCAGCUAUUCCAUGUGUUUCAAUAGCACAGCCAGCAUCAACAAUGCAAACAGUUGCUACAUCAAAUCAAAGCCUUCAAGAAGAGCAUUCAUUUGUUCUGAGUACUAAUGAUCAAAAACAAUCUACCCCGCUGAACACGCCAUUAACAAGCAGUAUUGGUGCUUCUUCAAAUUCUCAUCAAGUUAUUCUUCCUCUUACAUCAGCAACAUCACAGAGCCAAAUGGUUGGGCCACCUGUAGUGGUAUCAACAUAUGGCUCACUUUAUUCUUUGGCUCCACACCCUCAGAGUAAAAUGCCAGGAAGUCCAUUAACAACACAUGUAUUGGAUACUUCAUCUGGUACCCCUGCAAGACAACUACCAGUCAAAGUUUUUUAUCAUGAAGAAGUACAAAACGGCAGCUCAUGGAAGGUUAUUGCUUCAGGUGCAACAAAUGGGGAUGGAAGGGUACCAAAUCUUCUAACUCAAGAAAGAUUUAAAUCAGGCCAUUACAAGAUAAAAUUUGAUACUGAAACCUACUAUAAAUCUCUAGCAGUUGAAGAAUACUUUUAUCCAUAUGUCGAGAUUGUAUUUACUAUAAAGGAUCCAAGCCAGCAUUACCAUGUGCCUCUUCUGUUAAGCCCAUUUGGAUAUUCUACUUACAGAGGGAGUUAGUAUUUCAUUAUCAGUAAUAAAACAUCUCGCUUGGUUAUCGUCCUCUUUAUUAAAAAUUCUUUGUCAACGUGAUAUUGUCGUAUUUUAGUAGGUCAGCCGUUUACAAUCACGUAAGACAUAGCAUUUUAUCCUCACAGUCAAUCGGGCAUUUAUCGGGAAGUUUUACAUGACAAGGUUUUACAAAAACAAGCGAUAUACAGAAUGAUGAAGAAUGUCAAAGGAUUUUAUCGUUAGAGUGGUGUAAUGAUAAUCAUUUAUUUGUAUGUCAAUGCUGUUUUCCAAACCAGUUUGCCAGGAUUGAAUAAUGACCAGUUUGGUUAGUUCUGUUAUUUCUAUCUUUUUACAUAUGUUUAUAAUAGUUCCUAAAUAUUCACUAAAACUGCUUCCUGAAAGGUUGUUUCACAGUAUUAGAUUGCUUUAUACAAGCGCAAUAAAAAGUAUUUUCCAUCAAA
This is a messenger RNA of Actinia tenebrosa (Australian red waratah sea anemone), 2264 nucleotides long. RefSeq lists its product as uncharacterized. The record is from RefSeq and is a predicted model, not a curated record. Lineage: Eukaryota; Metazoa; Cnidaria; Anthozoa; Actiniaria; Actiniidae. Gene Ontology annotation, molecular function: hydroxyisourate hydrolase activity. Gene Ontology annotation, biological process: purine nucleobase metabolic process.